GCUCAGAGCUGCGCUCCGGAGCUCAGAGAAGGAGAGAGUACAGGAGAGGAAAGGAGAGGAGUGGAGGAGAGGUAUAGAGAGAAGGAGAGAGAGAGUGCGAAAGAGAGAGAGAGAGGGAGCCGCUGCAGCUGCGCCCGGCCACUGCCAGAAAACCCAAACCACAGCCCAAAUGGAGGGACCAGCCUUUGGGAUUUAAGGAGCCCCGUCCGGAGCAGACGCCCAUGUGGAGGGGCCCCACCGGAGACGACCGGGAUUAAAAGGUAUCUUGGCCCCAAUGGGCCCCGUCAUGCCCCCCAGCAAGAAGGCAGAGGGCCCCGGCGUCAGCGUGGCCCGUGGCCUGAGCCCGUUCUGCCGCGCCAGCACCCUGGGGGAGGCACUGCAGGAGGCGGCCGUACUGGGGUUGCCGCUCUCGCCUGUCCUUAAGCCAGAGGAUGAGGAGCUCACCAACCUGAACUGGCUGCAUGAAACUGCCGACCUGCUCAACAGCUUCGGCGGCGACGCAGUACUGCGUAGCGUCAGCCCCGUGCAGGAGCCCGGCCGGCGCCCGCCCCCUUCGCCGGCGCCCCCUGAGGCACCCGGCGACCUGCGCCGCGACCCCAACGGCAAGCCGCCCUACUCCUUCAGCUGCCUCAUCUUCAUGGCCAUUGAGGACGCACCCGCCAAGCGACUCCCUGUCAAGGACAUCUACAACUGGAUCCUGGAGCACUUCCCAUACUUCGCCAGUGCCCCCACUGGCUGGAAGAACUCGGUCAGGCACAACCUGUCCCUCAAUAAGUGCUUCAAGAAGGUGGACAAGGACCGGAGCCAGAACAUCGGGAAAGGCUCCUUGUGGUGCAUAGAUCCUGAGUACCGGCAGAACCUCAUUCAAGCCCUGAAGAAGACCCCAUACCAGUCCUACUCCCAGGUCUUCUCAACGCCUCCCACUUCUCAGGCAUAUCAAAGCAUGUCAAGCCCGUGUCUUUGGCCAGGGAGCCCCUUUUUCAGAAAAAACGGAGGAGUCCUCCUGCAAGUCCCUCAGGGAGUGAUCCAGAACGGAGCUCGGAUGGUGAGCACGGGCUUGUUCCCUGGAAUCAGAGCACUUCCCAUCAACCCCCUGGGGAGCAGGACAGCCACGGUUAGGUCAGUACCAGGAAGUUUCCGGGCGCGUGGUGACAGCGGACCCCCUGACGACACCGGCGAUGGUGACCCCGACUCCCCGCUGGCCAACAGCGACCCCAAGCAGGACCACAACUACAGCAGCGCCAAAUCGUCCCAGUUUCGCGGGGGCGCCUCGCCCGGGUCCGACCCAGCGGAGGAGGCCGGUCGCCCAGUCGACGGCACCGGUAGCGACGCCGAAGAGGACGAGAGCAGGUCCCGGCCCGGGAAGGGGCUCGCGGACGCGGCAGCCGAGCCGAGCCAGCACAGGAAGCGGGCUCAUUGGACAAAAGGCAAACCGCGAGGGGACACACUGCCGCUGAAGAAGAGGCGCACGGAGAAGCCACCUGAGAGCGAUGACGAGGAGAUGAAGGAGGCGGCCGGUUCGCUCUUACACCUGGCCGGCAUGCGCGCUUGUCUGAACAAUAUCACCAACCGCACGGCUAAGGGUCAGAAGGAGCACAGGGACUCGCUGAAAAACUGAGGCUGGGGGGACGGCAGCAGAGCGCAUCACCUUAUCCAGAUAUAUUGUUUCUUUAGGGCAUCAGGUAAAGUUUAAUAAUUUGUGGCAAUACCAACCAUCACUUUGUUUUCCUGCCUUUCAGUUCCUGCGGGUUUUUUUUUUUUUUUUCGUUUGUCUUCCGUUGUUGUUGUUUUAUGUUGUUUAUGUUGUUGUUGUUUUAAGGAGAUUGAAGCCAUAGCAGAUCUUACUUUCUGAUACGCAGCAGCAGCGAUCAGAGAUGGCUACUCUUGUACAGGCCGGACAGGAAAGAGCAGGUCUUCAAUUUUCCAAAACACGAAGUUCCAUAGCAUUUUCCCUAUUUUUAAUGGCUGCGGG
Messenger RNA from Brienomyrus brachyistius, 1972 nucleotides. RefSeq names its product forkhead box protein N3-like. Gene Ontology annotation, molecular function: DNA-binding transcription factor activity; cis-regulatory region sequence-specific DNA binding. The record is from RefSeq and is a predicted model, not a curated record. The transcript is spliced from 6 exons. Bases 275 to 1618 code for a protein of 447 amino acids. Gene Ontology annotation, biological process: regulation of DNA-templated transcription. NCBI's taxonomy places the organism in Eukaryota, Metazoa, Chordata, Actinopteri, Osteoglossiformes, Mormyridae. Gene Ontology annotation, cellular component: nucleus.